GAAACCUCCUAUCACAACGCACCACCACUACCAGCAGGAGACCCAAGGUAACACAAGGCUGCAAAGUUUACAAAAAGCCUGUUGGACCUCUGAAAAUACAGGAAAAAUGCUCAGUGGACUCUUCUUCUUUAUCCUGGUGUCUUGCGUCACUGCGAAAGAGAACGAUGUGACGCUCCCAAGUUUAAACGACACCAAAUCUGCAGAGGCCUUCAUCGACUCUGCCGAAGUGGUGGUGAUCGGAUUCCUGGAGCAGGGAGAAGAAAGCCGCGGCUACAAAGAGUUUGCGGCAGCGGCAAAGCACGUGGAUUCCGUCUCAAUGGCCGUUUGUAUUUCGAAAGAGGUGUGGGCUGACUAUGGCAUUAAAUCAGACACCAUCGCUCUUUUCAGAAAGGCAGACAACCAUCAAGAGAACCUCGUGAUUGCUGAGAUCGAGCAGCUCAAGACUGACGGUCUUGUGAACUUCAUUAUUGUGAACGAAGUCCGCUACAUAACAGAGUACAACCAAGUGACAGCUGUGGGUCUCUUCAACUCUGAAGUAAAGAGACACCUCCUGCUCUUUGCCAACAAGGGGCGCAAAGAAUUUAAUGAGUUAAAGGAGAAGUUAAGAGCUUUGGCCCCGGAGUUCACUAACAAGUUCUUGUUUGUGGUCAUCAAUGGUGCUGAAAACUCCAACGUCCGCUCCUUGCGCUACUUUGGACUCAAAUCUGAGGACCUCCCUCGUGUUGGUAUCUAUGACGGUGACUCCGACAUGAAGUGGCUGCUGCCUGAGGGAGACAUUUCUACUGAGCGCGUGCGAGACUUUUGCAACUCUUUCUUGCGAGGGGAAUUGAAGGAGGUGAAACAGGCCGGAACAGAGAUGAAAACAGAGCUCUAAUAUUGG
This is a messenger RNA of Syngnathus acus (greater pipefish), 880 nucleotides long. RefSeq names its product endoplasmic reticulum resident protein 27. Gene Ontology annotation, cellular component: endoplasmic reticulum. NCBI's taxonomy places the organism in Eukaryota, Metazoa, Chordata, Actinopteri, Syngnathiformes, Syngnathidae. Gene Ontology annotation, biological process: response to endoplasmic reticulum stress; protein folding. Bases 107 to 874 code for a protein of 255 amino acids. The transcript has 7 exons. The record is from RefSeq and is a predicted model, not a curated record.